Molecule: messenger RNA, 3845 nt
Organism: Ictalurus punctatus (channel catfish)
Lineage: Eukaryota; Metazoa; Chordata; Actinopteri; Siluriformes; Ictaluridae
Product: ubiquitin carboxyl-terminal hydrolase 15
Exons: 6
Coding region: 607-2385 (592 amino acids)
Molecular function (GO): zinc ion binding; cysteine-type deubiquitinase activity
Source: RefSeq, a predicted model, not a curated record
UCUCGAGUCUUCGGGUUCGAGUCGUUCGUUCUUCAGGUGACCGCCGCAUAAACAAUGCACCAUGCAAUACCGGAAACGGGAUGAAUGAAUGACUCGAACACGAAGAUUCGAAACGUGAACUAAUCAUUUCUGUUUCUGGGGAACAGACGUGACAAAUGUGCCGUGACAAACGUCUCGCACUGGCUUAGACUGCAUAGCUUGAAGACCUAACGCUAAGCUAUUAAUUAAUCAUUACUCAAAUUAACGAAAUGACUCGAAAGAAGAUUAAUUCAUUUUGCUAAACGAGAUUCAAAGAUCCGAGUCAGUAAAAUGAUCCGAACUUCCUAUCAGUACACCAGAGGGCGCUGCGGAUUAAGUUUUGCUGAGUUACCGCCACACUGAAGAAGAGAACUAUAUCACAGGUGUACACCACGCUGGUGUUGGAGUGGCCACACUGAAGAAGAGAACUAUAUCACAGGUGUACACCACGCUGGUGUUGGAGUGGCCACACUGAAGAAGAGAACUAUAUCACAGGUGUACACCACGCUGGUGUUGGAGUGGCCAAUAUAUUUGAAUGUUUUCCCUGUUAUAAUCUCACUUCAACUCAGGAACGGAUGUGAGCAGAAAAUGGCUGCCUCUAACGCUUUUCUGUCUGAAGAACAGUUGCAGUGCUCGAUCUGUCUGGAAAUAUUCACUAAGCCUGUCUCUACCCAAUGUGGACACAACUAUUGCAUGGUAUGUGUCAACAAAUACUGGGACAAUUGUCAAAAGUACAAUUGUCCAUUGUGUAAGAAAGAAUUCAGUGAAAGGCCAGAACUUUGUGUUAAUAUGUUCAUAUCUGACCUGGCUGCUCAACUCAAAGACUCAGUGAAGGUGGGGUCCAGUGUUCACACAAAGAAGCUUCAUGCUGCACAAGUACAUGUGCCAUGUGAUGUUUGUACUGACCCUACACAGGAGGCCCUAAAGUCCUGUCUGGAUUGUGGUAUGUCGUUCUGUGAUGCACAUUUGGAGCAUCAUAAAAUCGCAGCGAAACUUAAGCAACACAGAUUAAUUGAUGCUGUGAAGAACCUGGUGGACCGUAUAUGCCAGAGGCAUCAGAGACCUAUGGAGUUGUUCUGUAGGAAUGAUCAAAAGUGUGUGUGUCUGUUCUGCACUGAGGGAGAGCAUAAGAGCCACAACACUGUUCCUAUAGUGGAGGAGAGUGCAGAAAAGAAGACUAAGAUACAGAAAACUCAGGCAGAUGUUCAGAAGAUGAUCCAGGACAGACUAAAAAAGAUUGAAGAAAUAAAGCAUUCUGUAGCCCUGAAAAAAAAAAAUAUAGAUAAGGAAAAAGAUGACAGCGGCGAAAUCUUCAGGUCUCUCCUGAGCUCCGUUGAGAGAAUGCAGGCUGAUCUGCUUAUGGUGUUGGAGGAGAAACAGAAAGGCAUAGAAAGGCAAGCCGGAGGGUUUGUUAAAGCACUAGAACAGGAAAUUGCUGCGUUGAAAAGAAGUGACACUGAGCUGGAGAAGCUCUUACACUGUGAAGACCACCUCCACUUCCUCCAGGCUUACUUAACAUUAUCCACCCCUAUGUCCAUCGUGAACUGGGAUCAAAUUCAAAUUAACAGCAGAUUGAGUGUCGACGAUGUGAUGAGAGAGUUGCUGCACCUUCAGCAAUCUGUGAGCAAUACCACCGAGAUGAUGUCUGGGCUGAUAAACCUGGAUUAUCAAAAAGAAGAGAUAAAAAGGCUGUUGAAAACUAAGUUACAGAAAGGUGACACAUGGUACCUAGUAGACAGUGGUUGGUUCACGAAGUGGAAGAAAUAUGUGGGAUUUGAGAUCUGGGACUGGAUUUGCAGGGGACACGAGACGUUUUACCCUGGACCAGUGGACAAUUCGGGCCUCCUAAAAGAUUCACUCGGUAUGAAGGAGAAUCUAAUUGAAGAGCUGCAUUACAUCCUUCUGCCUAAAGAGGCAUGGGGUAAACUAAUCAGCUGGUAUGGACUGACAGAUCACCAGAAGCCUAUUGCACGAAAAGUGGUUGAGCAAGGCGUUUUUGUGAAGCACUUUAAAGUGGAGGUCUAUCUCACUGAACUGAGAUUAUGUGAAUUCAGCAAUAUGGACCAAAGUAUAAGUCAUCACUUCAGCAAAACAGACACAGUAGCCUGCAUUGAAAAGGAAAUGCACAAAAUCUUCAAUAUUCCUGAUGGGAAGGAGACCAGGUUGUGGAGAAAGUAUAUGCAUAAUGCAUUUGAGUGUCUGGGCCAGCCUGGUAGCAGCAUUGAGGCUGCCGGUUUCUUCCAAGGACAGGUUGUAGUUAUAGAACAGAGAAAUGAAGAUGGAACAUGGCCGCGAGGCACAGUUAGACCAACUCUCCCAAAAAAAAAAAACUCUAACAAGUACUACCUGAGUGGAGCAUUAUGGUAGUUAAAAGGUACUAAACUCUGUUUAUUGUUCAUUUUAUUUUAUUUUUUAUUUUGUUUAGUGUUUAUGCUCUUUGCACUAUAGUGGAUAUAUUCUAUAUCUGAUAUAAAUAUCAUUAAGCAAGUAGUAAUAGAAACAUGUUUAUUGUAUUAGUUUUGCUCCAAAGACAUCUGAUAUAAUCAAAGUGACACAAUCGUGGGCAUCUUUGAGUUAAUGUUUACAGAAGAGGGCAAUUAGUAUGUGCUAGAUACACCCUCCAUAGAUAGCAGCGGUCAUGUGAUUCAGAGAGCUACCCGGAGCGGAAUUAGCAAAUGACCAAAUUGGGAGAAAUUGAGAUUAAUAAUAAUAAUACAAACUAAACUGAUGGAACAGAUGCCUUCAGAGAUUAACUAGGUGGAAAUGUGUAGAAAGUUAUUUUAUUUUUAUUUAUUUUUUCUAGCAUUAACAAGCAUUAAAGAAUGAGGGAUCAUAAUUGGAUUUUGUUUUUUUACUUAGUACUGCCCUGAAUAAACUAUUUCACAUAACAGAUAUGUGUUGUUACCUGGAUGAUCAGUGACUGUGUUUUGUUUGGUGAUGGUUGUUCACGAGUCCCUUGUUUGUCCUGAGCAGUUAAACUGCCCACUGUUCUUCAGAGAAAUCCUCCAGGUCCUGCACAUUCUUUGCUUUUCCAGCUUCUUCUGCAUAUUUGAUCCCAGCAGUGACUAUAUAAUGUUGAAAUCCAUUGUUUCACACUAAGGACAAUUGAGGGACGCCUAAAUUUAUAUUCUUAACUAUUAUAAAAGUUGCAAACAUUCACCGAUGCUCAAGAAGGCAACACACUACGUUAAGAGCCAGGGGGAUGUAAACUUUUGAACAAGAUAUUUACAUGUUUCCCAGAAGACAAAAUAAUAACAGUUUACACCACCAUCAUGUUUUCAUCACAAGUUUUAUGUAUAAUCUUUCUUUCUUGAGAAUCAGUGACUGUUUUGUAAUAGUUGUGUACGAGUCCCUCAGUUGUCCUCGGUGUGAAAAUAUGGAUGUCAAAAUCAUAUAGCCGCUAUAUGCAGAAGAUGCUGGAAAAGCAAAGAAUGUGCUUCCUGGAGGAUUUUUAUGAAGAACAGUGGGCGGUUUAACUGCUCAGGACAAACGAAGGACACAUGAACAACUCUCACAAAACAUAAAAGCAGUCGUUGAUCAUCCAGCUUACAACACACAGUAUUAAGAAUCAGGGGUAUGUAAACUUUUGAACUGGUUCAUUUGUGUAAAUUUGAUGUGAAAUAGCUUACUCAGGGCAGUACUAAAUGUAUUUAUUUUCUUUAAAGCAAUUUUUAUAAUCUCCCUUUAAAAAAAUGAUUAACAUUUACCAUUCUGCAAGGUGUAUGUAAACUUAUGUGUAUCAAACAGGUUAUGACUGUAUAUGGAGACAAUGUACAGUAUGUAUCACUCUGUUCAGAAUAAAUAUGAGGUGCUGCCACAAGCAUUAC